Drosophila hydei is the source of this 3924-nucleotide messenger RNA. RefSeq names its product semaphorin-2A (gene Sema2a). The record is from RefSeq and is a predicted model, not a curated record. Bases 1039 to 3201 code for a protein of 720 amino acids. NCBI's taxonomy places the organism in Eukaryota, Metazoa, Arthropoda, Insecta, Diptera, Drosophilidae. Gene Ontology annotation, biological process: negative regulation of axon extension involved in axon guidance; axon guidance; negative chemotaxis. The transcript has 14 exons. Gene Ontology annotation, molecular function: semaphorin receptor binding; chemorepellent activity.
ACGUUGAAAAUAAUAUUUUUAUACACUGCAUUCGAUUUUUUGUUAAGCGGUUUCAGUGUGUAUGCAUCUUGACCUAUGUGUGCACACAUGUGUGUGAGUGUGUCUGUUUGCACUUAUACACACACAUAUGUUAAUGUGUAUAUUUCUUGCAUAAAGUGCAAGUAAAUCUGAGCUGCCAGAGUCAUAAAUUGUGUGGCACACACGACACAGAUGUUUUAAAAUGAAAUGGAUCCAUUGAUAAAAUAUUAAUUAAUAGUUUAAUUGUCGAGUGCAUUCGAUACACGAUAUAAGAUUAAUACUUUUUAUUUUAUAAUCUGUGAAAUAAAAACGAAACGCCGUGCGCCGACGCUCUGGCAACCUUGUUGUUGAGCAGCUUGUUUAUAUGUCUCACCGCUCACACAUGACGCGCUCUCGCUCACACUGGUCCGAUCGCUUGGCGGAAAUGUUGAAGAAUUUGUCGGCCUGCUCUUUGUAGUCAUUGUUGUUGCUGCAGAUGCGUGGGUACCAGAGCUGAAACCAGUUUGUCGCCUGUUUAAUAUUUUAUUUUGUGUACCUUCUUUUAUUCUUUUUAUCAAUUGCUGAGUGCUAAAUGCCUCGAAAAUUGAAUGCACACCAACGCGCCAAACUGUAAAAAUGCAAACUCUCUAUAUAUGUGUGUAUAUUGUGUAUGUGUGUGCCUGCAUAUAUAAUUAAUCAAAACGAAAUUGUUGCUGGGCACAGCGAAAAGAAAAUUUAUUUAAAACCCAUUUGCUGCUGCUGUUGCUGCUGCAAAAUCAAUUUCAUGGAAAUUGCAAUGCAAGUGUAAAAAUAUUUCGCGAACAUUCAAAAUAAUACAACUUAAAUGUGUUAACAGUUAUUUAAAAGGACUUUUUUCUGUGCGGCUUGGCGAGUAAAUUGCCAGCGGUUGCCAGUUGGAUCAACAAACUCUCCCUCUCUCUUUUUCACUCGGAGCGUCUGUCGGCAGGCAAUAAAAAAAGUAAUAAUCCAAUUGAGGUUUGGGCAGACCAGUGUGCCCACACCCAAAAACAAAAAACCAGAAUGCAAGUGCAAUUGAUUCCUUUGCUGGCGCUGCUGCUGCUGGCAUGCGCAGCCCAACAAAUUGCUGGGGACUACGAAAACACAUGGAACUUCUACUACGAACAGCCCUGUUGCGCCUCCAACGAACCCUCGAACUAUGCGAGACACAAGCGAGAUCAUGUGCGCGAAUUCACAUGCGGCAAGCUCUACUACCGCACGUUCCACUUGAGUGAGGAGCGCGACUCGCUGUAUGUUGGCGCCAUGGAUCGUGUAUUCCGUUUGAAUUUGCAAAAUAUAUCCUCUUCCUAUUGUGAUCGCGAUGUCAUAAACCUGGAGCCAACUCGCGAUGAUGUCGUCAGCUGUGUGUCCAAGGGCAAAAGUCAGGUCUUUGAUUGCAAGAACCAUGUGCGCGUCAUACAAUCAAUGCAGCAAGGCGAUAGGCUCUAUGUUUGCGGCACCAAUGCACACAAUCCCAAGGAUUAUGUCAUCUAUUCGAAUUUGACACAUUUGCCGCGCUCGGAGUAUGUGAUCGGCGUGGGAUUGGGCAUUGCAAAGUGUCCCUAUGAUCCCUUGGACAACUCAACGGCCAUUUAUGUGGAGGAAGGUAAUCCAGGCGGACUGCCUGGCCUGUACUCGGGCACAAAUGCGGAAUUCACCAAGGCUGAUACUGUGAUCUUUCGAACGGAUUUGUAUAAUACGUCAGCAAAGCGCCUGGAAUACAAAUUCAAGCGCACGCUCAAAUAUGAUUCCAAGUGGUUGGACAAACCCAACUUCGUGGGCUCCUUUGACAUUGGCGAGUACGUGUACUUCUUUUUCCGGGAAACGGCCGUGGAGUACAUUAACUGCGGCAAGGCGGUCUAUUCGCGCAUCGCGCGUGUCUGCAAGAAGGAUGUGGGCGGCAAGAAUCUGCUGGCCCACAACUGGGCCACGUAUCUGAAGGCACGGCUAAACUGCAGCAUUUCGGGCGAAUUUCCGUUUUACUUUAAUGAGAUACAAUCGGUUUACCAGCUGCCCAACGACAAGACACGCUUCUAUGCCACGUUCACGACCAGCACCAAUGGCCUGAUUGGAUCAGCCGUAUGCAGUUUCCACAUCAACGAGGUGCAGGCCGCUUUCAAUGGCAAAUUUAAGGAGCAAUCCUCUUCAAACUCCGCCUGGCUGCCGGUGCUGAACUCCCGCGUGCCAGAUCCGCGACCCGGCACAUGUGUCAACGAUACCUCAAAUCUGCCAGAUACCGUCCUCAAUUUCAUACGCUCGCAUCCACUUAUGGACAAAGCCGUAAAUCACGAGCACAACAAUCCGGUCUAUUAUAAAAGGGAUUUGGUGUUCACAAAGCUCGUUGUUGACAAAAUCAAAAUCGACAUACUGAACCAGGAGUACACAGUUUACUACGUGGGCACCAAUCUGGGCCGCAUCUACAAAAUCGUGCAGUAUUAUCGGAAUGGCGAGUCGCUGUCCAAGCUACUGGACAUCUUCGAGGUGGCGCCCAACGAGGCCAUCCAGGUGAUGGAAAUCAGCCAGGCACGUAAGUCGCUCUAUGUGGGCACCGAUCAUCGCAUCAAGCAAAUCGAUUUGGCCAUGUGCAAUCGCCGUUACGACAAUUGCUUCCGUUGUGUGCGUGAUCCGUACUGCGGCUGGGACAAGGAGGCCAACACGUGCCGACCAUACGAAUUGGAUCUGUUGCAGGAUGUGGCCAACGAGACGAGCGACAUCUGUGACUCGAGUGUGCUGAAGAAGAAAAUCGUCGUCACCUACGGCCAGAGCGUGCAUCUGGGCUGCUUUGUGAAGAUACCCGAGGUGCUGAAGAACGAGCAGGUCACCUGGUAUCAUCACUCCAAGGACAGGGGACGCUAUGAAAUCAAAUACAGCCCCACCAAGUACAUUGAGACCACGGAGCGCGGCCUGGUUGUGGUGUCGGUGAACGAGGCCGAUGGCGGACGCUACGACUGCCACUUGGGUGGCUCGCUUUUGUGCAGCUACAACAUAACCGUCGACGCACACAGAUGCACGCCACCGAAUAAAAGCAACGACUAUCAGAAAAUCUAUUCAGAUUGGUGUCACGAAUUCGAGAAAUAUAAAACAGCCAUGAAGUCCUGGGAAAAGAAGCAAGCGCAAUGCUCGACUCGCCAGAACUUCAGCAGCAAUCAGCAUCCCAAUGAUAUCUUCCGCAAGAACAACGUUUGAUACCCCGACAAUAGCAUCACGGUCACCAUGCCCUCAUCCAUAUCCAUUAAGCGUUUCUACUAAGCCGUCAAGAGUUCCCAGACACAAAAGCAAAACAACUGCAUCAAAUCAAAUCGAAUCUUAUUGGAGUUAAUCAAACAUAAUAGACCGCCUACUUGGACUUAAGUUGCCACAUAGAUCAAUAUCCAACAUCGUCAUCAUCAUCAGUAUCUUCGCCAUCAUCGUCAAUCAAUCAUUAUGAUAAACUUAAGCAUGAACUCCUAGAAACUGCAUUUAUAUGAAUAUCUACGUACAUAUGUAUAGAGAACCUCUUCCAGUACAGUGCAUUUAUUCAACAUACUCGAUUAAUCGAUGAGAGCUGAUGAGAGAUAUUAAUAAAUAACUAAUACAAAAGAGACACUUGUCUAUGGCAUAUAGAUACAGAUACAGUUACAGUUACAGUUAAACAUAGCUAGCUACAAAAAGUGAAAUAAAAAUCAAUUUACAACUGCCGCUCGCAAACGCAAACAAUAUUUAAGUGGAAAUAAAAUCACUUCAUAUCGUUAUUAUAAACAUUUAAAUCUAAUUAAAAUAAAUACAAUUAAUUAAGCAUACUUAACGCAACGUUUCAAAAUGUUAAUAUGUAAUUCUAUCUUAAACUCAACUAAAAGCAAAACAAACGAACAAGUAUUACAAGUACAUAAACCUUAACACAUACAUAUAAAUCACAUUUCAAGCAUUUUA